ACAGCAUUACUUUAUUGUAGUUGUUGGCACUAGUGUUAGCACAGAAGGUUUAUCUUUCUCGUAUAAAUCAGCAAGUGACAACACCAAAUUACAGGUCAGAUCUGUGAAAAGGUGUGCCCAUUAUUUACAGUAAAAAUGCAUGUUUUUGUUAUUAUCCCUCAAUGUAUUCUUAAGCAGUAAAAAUCGGUAUAAUUGCAAGAUACGUUUAAUUACAGAUAGGCAAUUCUAGUGAAAAUUAUGCGGGAUAAUACACCUUUAAAAUAAAGUCUAUAUGGAUACAACAUAUAUAUGGAUAUAUCUAAAUAUGGAUACCAGUAUAUGGAUACAAGUCUAUACGGAUACAAUUUGACUCUCUGUAAGGUUAUUUUAAUAGAUUCAUGGGAUACAAACGGGGCAUGUCUAGUCGUUGGGUAGUUCAAGUGCUCCUCGGCAAAAAAUGUGAAUGGCUUCAAUAGUGUUAUAACAGAGCAAGCGACGCCCCCAAGUGGCGUAACGUGCGUAUUAUUGCCUGAAUCGUUUUAUUUUCUGCAGAUUUUGAUCACACAAAAGCUCCAUCACAGACCCAUUAAUGUAAUUUUCCAAUGAACUCUAAAGUAUUGCACCAGAUAUGAGUUCUAAUCCACGCAUAAAACUGUUUUCAUAAAAUUCCUGUGGGUGCGCGCAUGACCGCUACGAGGCUAUUGUUGUGUGUGACCGAUGAUGAAAUAACUGUGCCCAAUCUAGUCUGCUGUAGGCGGAGCAGGCGAAGAUCACACGACUUUGGAUGGUAGGUCCAAUCGGUCUCGUCCUUUGAUGCCCCAUAUCUCUGCAUCCUAGCUCAGAGGUGACUUGCAUCCACAGGCCUAGCACCGUGAAAGUGGAAGGGACCAAAACGGGUACAGACAUAUGCCAACAUAACCGUUGAACAGGUUUUGCUGUGUCAUGUAGUUAUGGAAGCGUGCCAGGAACCAGGACCAGAUGGUUUUUCAGCUGAUGAGAUGACAAGCUUGGUAUGCCAAGAAGAUGAUCUAAAAGAUGGAGAGAUGAAAGCUGUGGAAGUGGGUGAUGCCAAAGUGUUGCUUGUACGUACACGUGGCCAGUACACUGCUAUUGGAAGUAAAUGUUCCCAUUACGGAGCACCUUUAAUUAAAGGUGUGCUGGUUGGGGACAGAGUUCGAUGUCCAUUUCAUGGAGCAUGCUUUAAUGUUAAAACUGGGGAUAUUGAGGACUACCCCGGGCUUGACUCGCUCCCAUGUUACAAGGUCACAGUGACGAAUGGACAGGUGUAUGUUACCAUCAACAAAAAAACAAUGAUGCAAACUAAGAGGGUGAAGGAGAUGUGUAGUGUGACACCAGAUCUCAAGCAUACAAUUGUUUUAAUUGGAGGUGGCCCUGCUUCAUUGGUUUGUGCUGAAACACUGCGUCAGAAUAACUACAAGGGUCGCAUCAUCAUGAUAACCAAAGAUAGUUUGCCUCCUUUUGAUAAGCCUAAACUGAGUAAGGCUAUGAAUGAAGACAGCAAUAACCUCCUCCUAAGGUCCCGUGACUUUUUUCAUGAGUUUGGUAUUGAUUUGUGGACCCAAAAGGAGGUAAUAUCAGUGAACACAGCCGACAAGGUGAUGAAACUGUCUGAUGACAGCUUGCAGCCUUAUGACCAGCUUUUGAUUGCAACCGGUUGUAGAGCCCGUCCACUUAGCUGUCCUGGGUGGGACUUAGAAGGAGUGAUGUUAUUACAGAGUUAUAAAGAUGCAAAAGAGAUUCACACUUUGUCUGUGGGUCGAAAGGCAGUUGUGAUCGGAACCUCUUUUAUAGGAAUGGAGGCAGCAUCCUACUUAUCGAACAAAGCCGCUAGUGUUGCUGUGGUUGGCACAUCAGUGUAUCCGUUUGAGCGCUCUCUUGGCCGAGAAAUUGGCCAAAUGACUAUGCAGAUGCUGGAAGAGCAUAGUGUAAAGUUUUAUAUGAAAAGUGGAGUUUCUGAAAUCAGAGGCCACAAUGGCAAGGUGAAAGAGGUAGUGCUUAAAGAUGGCCAAGUCUUGGAAGCAGAUGUAGUGAUUUUGGGAAUAGGUGUGAUUCCAAAUUCAGACUUUUUGCAAGGAAGUGGGGUUGAAAUAGACUCAAGGAAAGCAGUCAUUGUGAAUAAGUUAAUGAUGACCAAUGCCCCAGAUGUUUUCAGUGCUGGGGAUGUUACUGCCUUUCCUCUUACAAUUCGAAGAGACCAAAUAGUUAGCAUUGGCCACUGGCAAAUGUCACAUGCUCACGGAAGAGUGGCUGCCCUGAACAUGCUCAAGAAAACAACUGAGAUGAAAUCUAUUCCUUUCUUCUGGACUGUGCUACUUGGCAAAUCAAUCAGAUACACAGGUUAUAAUGAGGGAUACACAGAAAUUAUAUUCAAAGGCACAGUGGCGGAAAGAAAGUUCUUGGCCUUUUACAUAAAGGAUGAUGUGGUGGUAGCAGCAGCCAGUUUAAUGUUUGAUCCUGCUGUAGCUCACUUGGCAGAAAUGAUGGCUUUGGGACAAUGCAUAACAAAAGCCCAAGCUCUUGCUGAUGACCUGAGCUGGCAGAUGUAAACUGAUCAUUUCACAGAUAAGAAACAAGAGUAAACAUGGGUGUUUGCUUUCUCACUGCCAGAUCUACUAUACUGUGCGCAGGUCUUUUAAUAAUACGGGCUCUUUGCCAUUUAAGAUGCCUUAUUUGCUACUACAAAGAUGCAGAGUUUAAUGUAUGUGUGUCCUUGUUUAUGAAAUGUGCUUUAAUGAUAACUGUUACACUCAUUUAAUGCAUAGAAUUUACAAUUACUAACUCAGGUUUUCUCAGGUGGUGCUUUUUAAAAUUAAAAUCAAAACGUCACUAUAAAAACAUCACAAUUAAUGCUUGUGUUUGUACCAAAAAAUCUACAUUAUAACUUGAACAUAAAUGUUCAAUUUAUAAUGUAAAUGUUUGAUAUUAUUAAAAUGAUUCUGCUUGGA
This is a messenger RNA of Boleophthalmus pectinirostris (great blue-spotted mudskipper), 2945 nucleotides long. It is a transcript of the gene aifm4, whose product is annotated as apoptosis inducing factor mitochondria associated 4. The record is from RefSeq and is a predicted model, not a curated record. The transcript has 19 exons. The coding region runs from base 930 to 2546 and encodes 538 amino acids. Gene Ontology annotation, molecular function: 2 iron, 2 sulfur cluster binding; flavin adenine dinucleotide binding; oxidoreductase activity, acting on NAD(P)H. Gene Ontology annotation, cellular component: cytoplasm. NCBI's taxonomy places the organism in Eukaryota, Metazoa, Chordata, Actinopteri, Gobiiformes, Gobiidae.